AUGAUCAUGAAAAUGCUGAACAAAACAGACCUGACACCAGCGUCCUUCCUUCUCACUGGGAUCCCAGGACUGGAGGACCUGCACCUCUGGAUUUCCUUCCCUUUCUGCUCCAUGUAUGUUGUGGCUGUGGUGGGGAACUGCGGGCUCCUCUACCUCAUCCGCUGUGAGGACUCCCUGCACAGGCCCAUGUAUUACUUCUUGGCCAUGCUCUCCCUCACCGACCUUGUCAUGUGCUCCAGUACCAUCCCUAAAGCCCUCUGCAUCUUCUGGUUCCAUCUCAAGGAAAUCAGCUUUGAAGAAUGCCUGGUCCAGAUGUUCUUCAUUCACACCUUCACGGGGAUGGAGUCCGGGGUGCUCAUGCUCAUGGCCCUGGACCGCUAUGUGGCCAUCUGCUACCCUCUGCGCUACGCCACCAUCCUCACCCAUCCCGUCAUCGCCAAGGCUGGGCUUGCCACUUUCUUGAGAGGUGUGUUGCUUGUCAUUCCCUUGACUUUCAUCAUCAAGCGACUACCCUAUUGCAGAGGAAAUAUCAUACACCACACCUACUGUGACCACAUGUCUGUGGCCAAGUUAUCCUGCGGCAGCAUCAAAGUCAAUGUCAUCUAUGGCCUGACGGUGGCCCUCCUGAUCGGGGGCUUCGACAUCCUGUGCAUCACCGCCUCCUACACCAUGAUCCUCCGGGCGGUGGUCAGCCUGUCCCCGGCAGAAGCUCGGCAGAAGGCCUUCAGCACCUGCACGGCCCACAUCUGUGCCAUCGUCUUCUCCUACAGCCCAGCUUUCUUCUGCUUCUUUUUUAAUUGCUUUGGGAGCCACACAAUCCCUCCAUCGUGUCACAUCAUCGUGGCCAAUAUCUACCUGCUCUUGCCUCCAACUAUGAAUCCUGUUGUCUAUGGGGUGAAAACCAAGCAGAUACGAGACUGUGUCAUAAGGAUCCUUUCACGUUCUAAGGAUACAAAAUCCCAUAGCAUAUAA
Molecule: messenger RNA, 972 nt
Organism: Phacochoerus africanus (Common warthog)
Lineage: Eukaryota; Metazoa; Chordata; Mammalia; Artiodactyla; Suidae
Product: olfactory receptor 52N4-like
Exons: 1
Coding region: 1-972 (323 amino acids)
Biological process (GO): G protein-coupled receptor signaling pathway
Cellular component (GO): membrane
Molecular function (GO): G protein-coupled receptor activity; olfactory receptor activity
Source: RefSeq, a predicted model, not a curated record